AGAUAGAUAGAUAGAUAGAUAGAUAGAUGGAUAGAUAGAAAGAUUAAACCUUUGUUGAUCCCACAGUGUGGAAAUUUUCCGUGCUACAAAAGCAUAUAGAAAAAAAUCACUACAAAGAGAAGAGCAGCACACAGUGCACAGACAUAAAUAGGUACUUUCUCCUUAUUGAAGAAAUGUAAAUAUUUACAGAAAAAAUCUGUGAAAUUGCCUAUAGUGUCUUUAUUUACAUUUUUAUCCCACAGUUAGUAGACGAAUUGAACUAAUACAGAUUUACCUGACUAGAUUGCAUAUUAUUUAUAAUGUAAAUCAGCCUGACUAGCUGAAAUGCUAAGGUUAAGAAUUUACAAUUUUACUCUAAUGACUUACAUUAAGGUUAAGAAUCUACUAAUGUAUGCAUGGAAAACCCAACAAAUCCAAAGAUUCCUUGAGAGAAACAAUAGAGGAGAAGCUCCCCUUUAACAUAAAGAAACCUCCAGCAGAACCAGGCUCAGGGAGGAUGGCCGUCUGCCUCCCCCAGCUGGAGUGAGGGUAAAGAGGUCAGACAGCAGGAGAGCAGAGACAAACAGACAAACAAACAGGAGAUCAUAAAAACUGUACAGAUGGGUGGAACCAGCAGCUGCAGAUCAGAGCCGUGCAGCUCCACAACCAGAAAUACAUGCAGAGAAGCACAGUGAGGUAAAAACACAAACUGUACAAGAGAGGAGACACAAAGUGAAUAACAUGUAAUAGUGCAUAUAAAAGCAAGGUAACGUGUAGGUAAAGGUAAAGCAUAUUGGCUAGAUUUUAAAAUGUAUUUAUAAAUACCAUUAAAGCUUUUGCAUCUUAAUAAGCAAUAAUAGAUAAUCUUCAAAUUCAAGCCUUUACUCUGAGACAGCCAGAAGGGCUCCACCACUACCCCUUUACCCCACCUUAGGAUUUAGGGCUACAAACUCGGUCAUAUGGCAUAAACGUCUCUGUGUCUGUGUAGCUUAUGGCCAGACUCUGAACAGCUUUAAAAGUAAUCAAUAAAGUCUUAAAAUUAAUUUUAAAAUGAACAGGAAGCUGAUGGAAAGAAAUCUCUAUUGGGGUGAUGUGAUAACUUCUGUUGACACCAGCAAUUAUGAACUUACAACACCUGUAAUAGCUUAGAAUUAUAAUUAUUGUUGCAUUUUAUAAUAUUAUCAUCAUACAUUUUAUUAUUAUAUUAUACACUGAUGCCACAUUUGUUCCUUGAACCAAAGCACAUCACACUGUAAAUACAAUAAUUAUAGUCACAGGCUGCUUUGAGCAUUUUUGGGUUUACUUUAUAAAACAAAAACAGUUCACAUAGCUGAAACUGGAUCAUUAGUUGUGCAGUUCAGUUCUUUUGGAUAUAAAGCAACAUUGUAUAAUUUCAUUUUUUAAAGUUGCUGCUAAGUUUGUUUGAAUUCAUCUCAUUCUCACAGAUAAGAAAGUGUUUCAAUAAAUUUUUCUGUGUACCGCACCCUUGUGUGAGGAUGCUGGCACCUACAAUUUGCUUUCACUGGUGCUAAUUAAUCAAAACUGAGGACCGUAUGACGAAAAUAUACAUCAUAAUUUAUUACAACACAGCAUAAGCAACAAAUAUGUGAAAUUAGAAGUGCAUAGGGCUAUUGUAGUUUGAUAUUUGAUAAAAAUAUCUUCUAAACUUUUUUCUAUUUUACUACAUCUGAGUGUAAAGGCCGUUUAAGGGCAUUUAGAAACUUAAUCAGAAUUUUCUGUCACUACCCAAAAAAAAACAAACUUGCUAUCAAUGACAAAAAGCUAAAUAAGGAAAACUAAUGCAUGCGUCUACAUGUGACGGUGAAAAUGUCUUCUUCAGUUUAAACUCGUAACCAUUGUUGUGUGAUGUUCAUGUGCAAUGCAACAGAAAUUAAUUUUACAAAAGUGAGAGAAAUAGUCUCAAAAGAUACAGUUGAACAGGGUUAAAUCAAAUAAAUGCAGCUUUUUUUUGGAUUGCACAUGUCACAUCCAAGAGCUAUUCAAAGUGUUUUACAUAAUAACCUACGGAUGUGGCAAAAAGCAGCAUUAAGCACUAAAACAUAAAUGACAGGAGUAUAAAAAACUUAAAAUAAAACUAUAAAAGCUAAACAUUAAUCUAAAAUAGUUAAAGAUGUGAGUGCAAAGUGAAAAACAACGAGCACCAACUGUCCUUUUAGCUUUUGCCGCAGUCACUAUGGAUGGGAUGAUGGGAGAAUAAGCUGAUGCAACUUCUUUCUCUGGUAAACUAAAACAGGUCCUGUGAUCAUAGACGGUCUUUACGCUGUGGUGUUGGUUUCCUUGGAUUUUUCUCAGUUUCAGAUUUUCUGCUUUGUUCUCACAGUAUGUGUAAGCUCAUGCUAACCUCAAUGUUUUCAUUUUAAGUAAAUGCUGGUAAACGUUGCGUCAAAAAAGAUAAAAAUGCAGAAUGCUUCCUCUGUGCAGAGGUGUGAUGAAUUUGCACUCUGACGUGAAACAAAUGCAAAAAAGGUUUUAUGAACUGGAAGGUGGAUCAUAAUUAAACACUUUCAGCCAAUAAAAGAAGAGAGAAAAAGAAGAAAAACAUUUUGUUGUGUUAAAAAUUGCUUUAAAGAUGCAUUGCUUUUAUGGGAAGAUAAAUCACAACCUAAACGAACAAAAACACUGCACCAGUGUCUCCUAAAAUACGUUAAAUGUGUUCAUUCAUCCAGAGAAGUCACAUAAACGUCACACAGCCAACAGUCUAGCUUGAUUCAAGGUUUGAAAAAAUAAAAUGUUACCGCUAAAUUUUCAUGCCUGUAACUUUAUGUUACAAUUAAACUAGAUAAACUAAACAAAUACACUCUUAAUUUUUUCCACCAAUCAUUGAUUUUUUUUUUUUUUUUGCAUGAAAAUAAUCCCCUCAUGUCAGAAAAUGACUUAGAUGUCACUCUAACCAUAGCUUCCCUCUUUAUCCACUGCAGCUGGAGCACACCAGCUCACCUUCGACUCUGCUCAAACACUGUAAGCCUGCUCUAUGCUACACAAAGGCAAGUUAGAAUAUUGGAGUAAUUUAGUCAUGCAUGAUGCAAGAAAAAGAAUGAUGAUGCAGAAAAUCCCACCCUACACGCUGACAGGAUUGGUUUUUAGGUUUGUUGCACAUGAAACCCUGAAAAUCUGAGUCUGUGUUUUUGAGCUGUCAUUGCUACAUCGUAGUUUGAAGGUGGACAUACUCUGCCAAGGUGUUAUAAUACACAGAAAAAAACACCAUAUGGCAGGUCAAUGAGGUGAAAAAAACAACAAACACAAACACUUGAUUUUUACUAGAGGGGUUUUUCAAAAUCUGUCAAAAUUUAGUCGUGUUCAAAGUCACUUGUCCUGCAGUCACACAUGGAGUGUAAUUAUUUAAACUUGCUUAUUUAAAUAUUAGUAAACCAAUCUUGAAGAACUCUUUUGCCUGUACACCAGCGUCAUGUCAAAUCGCGUCACGUCGCAUCAUGUCACUACUUUUGGAUGAAUUAUCCAAGAAAAAAACAGAAACUGGGAGCUGUAUGACAAGUGAGAGCUAUCUUAUAUGAAAGUUUGUCAAACUUUGAGAGCAGCAAAGAAAAAAAUCUAACAUACUUUGUUGGGAAAUUUCAAAUAUUGACUUUGAAGCUCAGAGAAAUCACCAGUUUAUUAUGUCUUUGUUAUGUCUUGUUAUGUCAGAAAGAGACAGACAAUGGAUCUUUUUACACAUACUUACCAAGAUGUUUAUCAUCCAUCAUUCAUUUCGGCAGCACAGCUCAUACUGAGUCACCACACCAGUGACUCUGAAUCCCUGUUACUUCAACACUUUUUCAAAAACUGAUUCAAAUUGCAAUAGUGUUUUAAAAGCCCUGCACUUGAGUAUGAAUGUAAUGUAAAAUUUUGUGAUGCUUUACUCAAAAUGUCAUCAUAAUUUUACUAAAAUUACAGCCAGCUAAACCUUUGAGCGGAGGUGUGUUUUCAACAUCCGUUUUCAAGAAGCAUGCUGGUAGCAUUUGUGUGGUUGUAUCUUGCAGACUAAUCAAGAUAUGUGGUUGUUUCCAAAAGUUCAGCUUCAAAGUUCUGACUGGCAAAACAACAUAAAGAUGCAUAAUUUCCGACAGAUAAACCACACCUAUUUUCUGGAAAAAAAAAAAUGCAGUUAAAGGUUAAUAAGCAUGCCAAAAAUACCUAUGAGGCUGUAUUUAAUUAUAGAACACAACAUUCUGUUUUGUACAAAAUAUCAUAAUUUAGCAGACUGCUGCACAAAUGAAGUGUUGAUGUUGCCAAAACAAUUAAAGUACAUAUUCAUUUCACUUCAGUCAAAUUAACUCACAUGUUCAAUGCUUUGUCAAGGACCAUCAUUAAAAUACAGAUUUAAAUGUUGAGUUAGAGUUGUGAUGAACAACUGAGUUAUGGCAUAAUUCCCAGAGAUAAAUUGCAUUACUGUCGGAAAUCAACAAAGAAGAAACUGUAUCUUAGAAAAGGCACAUGAGCUUGUACUGGAGAGGUUGUUUUUUUGUGUUGGAUACGAUUUUAGUGUGGUACAUGCUUGUUUUGUAAAAUCUGUAUUUUAAGUUUAUUUUGUUGUACAUAUUAAUACAACCUCACAAUUUAUCUUAAACCAUUUCAGUCAUGCAAACAGGAGCAGUGAAAAUGCUGCGUUUGAAACAAUACAAACAAACAAAUCAUUCAAGUUUAAGAUCUUCCAACUACAAACCAACAUCAUAAACGAGUAUACAGAGAGGCUGAUAUUAGCUUGAUUUAAAAAAGAAAUCCAGGAAACUUAUAUCUAGUAGACAGAAUGAUAAAUUAACUUUGCUUUUUGUUUUUAUUUUUGUUUUUGUUGUUCUCAUUUUAAGUGACCUUAUAAUGUACUAUAAUAGAUUCUAAGUUUGGGUUUUCCACUAGUGAGUAAUGCAGCUGUACCUUGUAUGUAGGGCGUGUGGGCUUUGCACCAUCUUUAAAAGCGUGGUGUUGCCUGGUUAGACUGUUUCUGUCUCACACUCGAUAUUGUUUCACACAGGAAACACUUGGUAGCAUUUUUCAGCAUUGAAAUUCUCAGCAUGGUUUUUCUCAAAGUGCUCUUACUUAUUCUGACAUUUAAUGAACUCAUUGUCGAUUUGGAUGCAAAAAUUUGUCCGAAAGGUUUUAAAGCAACUGGAGACAGCUGUGUCGCUUGCCGGAAAGGAUAUUACCAGGAUGAGGAAAGCAAUUCUAUAUUUUGCAAACCAUGUACACUGUGUGAAGACAAGCUGGGUAGCAUGGUGGAACAGGAAUGCACCCCAGUGACAGACAGAAAAUGCAAGUGCCGUGAAGGGUUUGUUUCCUGGGAGAACGAUCCUUCUAUUUGCAAAUGUAAGAGUGGAUUUGAAUCAAAAGGCGGUAAAGUUUGCUCAGAAUGUGCGGAUGGACAUUUCUCACAUGGCACGAAACCCUGCAAACGAUGGAAAGACUGCAAAUCAGCAGGAGUGAAAUCUAAUGGAACCAAGACCUCAGAUGUCAUCUGCAAUGAUGAGCUCAAGAGUAAUGUUCCGACCGCUCCACCCCGCACAUACACAAAAAUAAUUUCUGUCUUGCGCUCAACAACCCACCGUCCACCUGAGGGGGCCCAAACACUGAAAAUGCAAACCACAACCAUCGCAGCUGCUCCACCACUAGCCACUUUAAGGGGAAAAGAACAGCCCUCCAAUACAGGCAACCACAUUGGUAUUGCCCUCCUCCUGUUGGCAAUUAUUGGACUGGUUGUGCUGACUAUUGUGACCUGGAGGCUGAACAUCACACCUUGCUGGGAGAAGAAAACAGCAGUGCCAAAGCAGGACUCGUUCUGUGGGAGGCCAGUUGAGGAGAGCGGCGACGACAGUUCGUCCUCUCUCAAACUGAAUCCCGGGGAGCCCUAAGAUGAACCUUUCCUUGACACGAAUCUGUCUAUUAAUACUGUGAAUUUUUUUAGCUCAGAUAAUCGUCAUAUAAAUCAAUUCAAACUGUUCACUCACAUUUUCCUUAUAUUGUUAGUUUCAUACCAGAAAGACAUCUGAGAGGUAUUUACUGUAUCUGUAUUGCAACAGGAGUAUUCUUUAUCUGCAGUGUGGUCAAUAUUUGACUUUUGCUGUCUCAGGUGAGUUAUCUAAAAAUAUGCAUGUAUCAUACGUCACUUUCUUUUUUUAACUGUGAAACAAUUUAAGUACUAAAAUUUAGCUUUUACUACUUAAAGUGUUAUAUGCUGCCGUUCACAAGUUUGGGGUCACCCAGGCUAUUUCAUGUUUUCCAUGAAAACUCACACUUCUAUUCAUGUGCUAACAGAAUUGCUCAAGGAUUUUAUAAUCAUCAAUGAGCCUUUCGACACCAUUAGCUACCGCAAUGUAGCAUUAGAACACAGGAGUGAUGGUUGCUGGAAAUGUUCCUCUGUACCCCUAUGGAGAUAUUCCAUUAAAAAUCAGCUGUUUCCAGCUACAAUAGUCAUUUACCACAUUAACAGUGUGGUAAAGCUGUAUUUCUGAUUAAUUUAAUGUUAUCUUCAUUGAAAAAAAAGAGCUUUUCUUUCAAAAAUCAAUACAUUUCCAAGUGACCCUGAACUUUUGAACAGAAGUAUACAUUCUAAUAACGAUAUUUAUGUAUAUAUUUAACACGAAAGUUACUCUUUGUGUCAUUGUAAUAUUUAUCACAAAUAUGGAUCUGCAGAUUUUUGUACAAUGACCUGAGAAAUCAAGUCACUAAAUGCCUUGCUAAAAUGCACUUAUAUGUGAAUAUUCGUGCUGAUGUUGUUAAUCUUAGUAGAGAUUAAUGUGGCCUGUGACAACUCUGAGAAAAAUACUUUUUGAGCCAUAAAAUAGCAACGGUUAUUUCCCCAAUCCAAAUUAUUAGGAACUGCUAGAAAGCCUAAGAAAAACAUUUAAUUUUGUUCAUGCAGUUUUUCAGUCUCUGUUUCAGUCAUGUUUUUUUUUUUUUUUUUACUCCACUCUGUUCCACCAGUAGCAGGUCUGUUCACAGAACGCUUGAUGUUUUCAGAGGUAUAUGUGUGGUUGGGGGAGUUCCUGUGUGGAUUUAAAUGAGCCUGUUUUUAUUUCCACUGAAAGAUUCCUCCUCUCAUGUUUUCAUGUUGGCCUUUGGAAAGAUUGAUGUUGUAAAUGUGAGGACUUUCAUGUUUAUGCCUCACGGUGGAUCUUUCUCAGAUCAGUACUAUCAGAGGAGUUAUGAAUGCCUGCCCUCAUUACUUUCAGGCUUCACGCAACCUUCAAUCACGAGCAGCUUCCUUUAUACCUGCUCACUCUUUGUGGCUUGUACAGUUUACCUGAAAGAAGCUGCAACUAAAUGAAUGAAUUUCUCAUUUAAAAGCAGUGAUGAAGGAAAUAUUGAGCUCCAUUGUUUGAGUGAAAUACCAACACAGUAAUAUUAAAAUACUGUGAUACAGUUAAAAUCCUGGAUUUAGUCAUCAUUUACUACCUUUUAAUCAUUUCAAUACCUUUAAAUGUUACCAAUGAAAAGUACCCGAAAGUAAAAAAAUACCCGUACGUGUUUUUUAAAAAUGACUAAUGUAUAAUCACUUGUCAUAUAUGCAAGUUUUAUUCAUACAGACGCAACAGCAUUUUUUUUUUUGCUGUUCUAGUUGGUCACAGUUGAGCUUCUUGUACAACUAAACUAAUGAAUCUGAGUGUUUCUUGCAGAAAGUGUGCACACUGGAAACAGUCCCUGCAGAGACUUUCAGUAAAUGUCAGCGAUGCAGGAAGCUAGUGUGUGGUUUCAAAGAAAUAUACAGUGCAUGAACGCAACCUUCUCAAUGUAGGUGGGUUUUUGUGGAAAUAGCAGUGUGCAAAGAGGCUAAAUAACAUGCAUUCAUUGUACAUAUACAUAUUUUUAUAUUUUAAGAUUUUUUUUCAACUUAAACUUCUGUAUGUAUGUGUGCUAAUUCUACUAAUUACUGUUUUUUUCUUAUGACCAUGCUCUCUUUUAGCAACACUUGUGGUUGCCUGACAGACAACUAUUAUUGCAGUGAAACGAAAACAUCAUGUUGAUGAGUGUUAUAUUUUUUCUUUUUUUCUGAAGGUAUCAAAUUUAAUAAAAGUUUGAUUGGA
Messenger RNA from Amphiprion ocellaris (clown anemonefish), 8012 nucleotides. Its product is annotated as tumor necrosis factor receptor superfamily member 4. The transcript has 7 exons. The coding region runs from base 5007 to 5840 and encodes 277 amino acids. Gene Ontology annotation, biological process: regulation of cell population proliferation. The record is from RefSeq and is a predicted model, not a curated record. Lineage: Eukaryota; Metazoa; Chordata; Actinopteri; Pomacentridae. Gene Ontology annotation, molecular function: signaling receptor activity; cytokine binding. Gene Ontology annotation, cellular component: external side of plasma membrane.